UACAUAGCCUUUAUACUUUUGAGACAUUGUACAAAAAAUUAUAUAUAUAAAUAUAUUUUUCCUAUAUUGGAAUGGAAGUGAUAAUAAAUAUAUGCCAUUUUAAAAAAUUCAUCAUUUUAUAUUUCCUAAAAAUAAGCUAUUGCUAAAUAUCUGCCUUAUUUAUUAUUAUGUAAAAAAACUUCUUAGAACAAAGUGACAGUAUUUCAAGGUAAUCACCAUUUUUUUAAAUAGAAUCCUAUGUUUAUUUUUCGAUAUCCUUGUGAAACAUGAAAGAACAAAUUCAAUGAUCACAUUGUUUAAUCCCUUAUUGUUCAAUACCUUAAUAAUCAUAUUGUUUCCAUCAUUCAAUCUUAAGAUAUUUGCGACUGAAGUGUACAUGUGCAAUAUUUAAUUAUGUUCAAUCGAUAGGUGGCAAAAUUAAAAAAUCCAAAUUAUUCGGUUGCUAGGCACAAUUUUUCAAUUUUUAAAGGCUCAAAUGAAAGUUUAGUACAGGAAGAGAAAGAAUUAAUGAAUUAAUAUAAUAAUAAUUAAUUAGAAUAAGGAAUUAAUGAAGAUUAGUUUCAUAUGAAUAUUGUCUCCCCAGUUUUUUAGUUAUAAGCAAGUUUUAACAAUCGUUCAAUCCAUGGACAACGAAAUAUUAUAUAACGUAAUACAUUACAUCGUAAUACAUUAUAACGUAAGUCUAUGUAACGUAAAAUAAUAUGACGUAAUACUAUAUAACGUAAUACAUUAUAACGUAAUAUAAUAUAACAUAAUACUACAUAACGUAAUACAUUACAUCGUAAUACAUUAUAACGUAAUACAUUAUAAUGUAAUAUGAUAUAACGUUUUAUGAUAUAACGUAAUACAAUAUGAAUGAGGUGUAGAACGUGAAAGGUGCCUAAUGAAUACUCGGCGCUUUGUUUAACAGUUUGUUUAUUUGAUUUACUAGCGAAUUCACAACUCUCGACUCGCGACUCCUACUGACGACUGCCACUCACACUGCUCUGUUGAUCCACUUGCUUUCCUUCGUCAUCUUUCGAUAUCCCCACUAUGCCCGUUUUUAUAUCCGUCCGCGAUCAUGGUAACAUACGCCUUCUGCCCAGUAUUUGUACGAAGGGCAAAACGUAAUAUAACGUAAUAUAAAAUAUCGUAAUACAAUAUAACGUAAGACAAUGUAACGUAAUAUUAUAUAACGUAACACAAUGUAACGUAGUACUAUAUAACGUAAUACAUUAUAACGUAACACAAUGUAACGUAAUAUUAUAUAACGUAAUAAUAACGUAAUAACGCGCAACUAUUCUUUAUAUAUAUUUCGAAAUGAACAAAGCGCGGAAUUUCUUUAUCAGAAAUUUAAAAAAUUAUAUUUCUCGGUCUAUAAGGCGAAUUCUUGAACUAUUCAGGAAUUAAAUUGAAGCUGAAAUUCUCAGAAAUUAUCUCUGUAGAAUUACAUGAAAUUAGUGCAGUGCUCUACUUUGUGUACGGUGGUGCAGUCUACCAGUGAAUCAAUGAUUAGAAGAAUACAUGGAAUCAAAAUGGCACGUAGACGUAAAAGUGAAAUGAAAUCAUCCGUAAAAACAUCACUUAAAUAUGUACCUGUUCGAAAAUCUAGUAGACAAAUAGCCAAAAAGCAAUUAGAAGAAAAAAAGAUUAAUGGAGAUGUUUUACAAAUAUCUUACUCAAACGACUCAGAAGAUAAUAAAAGUACCACAGAAUACCAAACCCAAGUACUUUCAAAAAAGAAUCAAAAUUCUUUAAGGAAGCAUAACAAGCAUAAGAACAUUUCUAAUAGUAAUGUACUUGCAAUUAAUGAAGAAUGUUCAUAUUCCACAACAUCUCAGUAUAAAAAAGAUGCUAGUGAAAGUGAUAGUCAAGAUGGAAUAGACAUUAUAGUUGAUCAAUCUAAUAAACUUAGUCCUGAAGAUGUUCAACAAGUAGUUGUUGGUAAUCCGAAUAAAGAAAUUGUAACUGAAUCUGAUUCUGCUGAAAUCGAAAUAUGGCCAGAAGAUGUAAUAGAAGAAACUGUAAUAUGCGAAGAGAUGGAGGUUAAAGAAGAACUUAAGGAUAGUGGUUGCAGCUUAAAACAAAAUGACAAUGUAAUUGUAAAAGAAGUAUUAGUUGUGAACACUCCCUCUUUAGAAACAAAAAAUUUUGUAGAAUACACUGUGAUACAAAAUGAGAAUGGCAUGGAAUCCAUGUUAGUAGAAUCUGAUUCAAGAAAUACACCUAAUAAUGAACGUUAUUGCAAUGCGCAAAGUGAUGUGUGUAAUUUACAUAAAACGGGGAAUUCCAUGCCAGCCUUAUGUAUAGAUGUGCCAAUGAUUUCUAAUGAUAGAAAUAAUAAAUCAACUAAUUUAGAAAAAUCAUAUACUCAUAGUAAGGAUAUAAUUAAUGAUCAAGGAGACCCAUAUGGAAAUAAAGAUGCAUAUACAAAAAAGUUGCAAGAAACUUUAUCUAAAGAUGAUGUGUUCUAUAAGAUAGAUAACAAAUUAGCAGAUAUGCAAAUUAGUGAACCUUCAAAAGAAAUACAAAAAUUAGUUAAUGAUUUAUCCAAUACAGAAAACAUAAUGUCUCCAUUACAAAUUGCUGGAAACACAGAGAAGGUGAUACCAAUGAGUGUUGAUGAAGAAAGCAGUUCCUCAAUACUAGAUAAAAUGGAACAACUGCAUCAAUCAAAUAACUCUGCUAUAUUGGUUGAUAUUAUAGAGAAAAGUAUUACAGAGUUAGAUGCAAGAAAUAAUGAUUCUUGCAAUGAUAAGAUGGACUGUACAAAUCAGCAUUUACUAAAAUCAAAGGUAUUAUCAGAUAAAAAAAAUGGAAAUCAACGUAAAACAGUACAUUUGCAACAAGUUAAUGAGGAAUUGUAUGGUGAUAGUGAAGUGGAUAGCAAAAUUGAUGGGGAAGAUACAAAACUAUCUAGUAGCAGUGAUAAUAGUAAUGAUACACUAUUAUCUAUGAGUAACUGUAAAUUAACAGAAUUUGAUACAAAAUGUAAUAAUAAUUCAAAUGAUAUUGAUAAAAAGGUUGAGUUUAGAAGCAGAAGUGGUAGCACUGACACAACAGGUUCAGAAAGUGGAUCAAAUAGUUCUGGUGUAAGGAGGAGUAGUAGAAUUAGGUCAAUUGGUUUAAUGAAACAAAGAUCACGAGGACGUGGUUUAGUUAUGAAACCUAAUGUAGAUAUUUCAAAAACAAGUGUUCAACAGGAACGAGAAAAAGUAGCUAAUAAUGUUGUUUCAAUUGCUCAAGAAAUAAAAAUGGAUAAUAUGUCUGAAUCACAAUUAGAUAAAGAAACUAAUAUCAGUAAAACAGUAAAUACAUUUGAGUCUCUUACAUUGCUAGCAACAACUUGUAAUACUACAGGCUACGAUUCAGAUUCCUCUAAACCUGUUAAAGUAAAAUCUCGUUGGCGAAGAUCAAGUGAACUUGAAAUGGGUGGAUCAAAUACAGGGACUGUAUCUACAUCAGCAAUUGGAUCUGUAUUUGGAAAUAUAAUUGCAAAUAUAUCUGAAUCUGGAUCAUGUUCAACUGUUAAAACCACAAGUGGAUCUUUAACAGAUAUUAAUUCUUCAGAUUCUCCAUCUGGAUCAGCAACAAUUACAAAUUUUCAAUCUAAUACAGAGACAGAACAAACAAAAGAGGUAUCGACAUCAGUUAACAAUAAUAAUAUUGUGCAAAUUCCAAAAACUGUGGGUGCAAGAAUUUUAUUACCUAUGGUUCCUGAAAUAAAAGACAGAGAAAUGGAAGAAAGGCUAAGUCAGUUUGAAUAUUUGCGUGAAAAUUUAUAUUUGACAGAAAGAUACACAAAUAAAGAGACGAAGAGAAUGGUAUGUGAUUGCUUUUUAACAGAGGAAGAAAUUGAAAGAGGAGAACUAGGUUGUGGAGAAGACUGUCUAAAUAGACUUCUUAUGAUAGAGUGCGGCCCUCGAUGUGUAGUAGGUGAUCGUUGCACAAAUAGAAGAUUUCAAAACUGUGAAUAUGCAAAAUGUGAAGUAUUUAGAACAGAAAAAAAGGGGUUCGGAUUGCGAGCUAUGGUUGACUUGUUAGCAGGAGAAUUUAUAAUGGAAUAUGUAGGUGAAGUAGUUGAUCCAAAAGAUUUUCGACGUAGAGCAAAAGAAUAUUCAAAAGAUAAAAAUAAACAUUAUUAUUUUAUGGCAUUAAAAUCAGAUCAAAUCAUAGAUGCAACUCUGAAAGGAAAUGUUUCUCGAUUCAUAAAUCACAGUUGCGAUCCAAAUUCUGAAACUCAAAAAUGGACAGUGAAUGGUGAAUUGAGAAUUGGUUUUUUUAAUAAAAAAUUUAUAGCUGCUGGUGAAGAAAUUACAUUUGACUAUCAUUUUCAACGUUAUGGCAAAGAGGCACAAAAAUGUUUUUGUGAAGCACCCAAUUGUCGCGGUUGGAUCGGUGAAACGCCUGAGGAAGAAAAAGAAAAGAUUGAAAAGAAAGAAAAACGUGAGAAAGAUAUGAAGAAAAAGAAAGGUGAAAAGAAACAAACUGAUUAUAUGGAAGAUGAAGAUUUGGAGGAAGAAAUAGAUAAACUAUGCUCAGGUGGUUUGAAAAAUAGAGCCCAUACAUUGACAUUAAGUAGAUUAAUGGUACGUAGCAGAGAACUAGAACACAGAACACGGCUUUUACGCCUCAUACAAAGCGGAGAACAACCAUGUCGAAGAUUAUUUUUGGAUUAUCAUGGUUUACGUUUGAUUUGGAGUUACGUUAUGGAUAUUUCUACUAAUGAUUCUGAUGAAGCACAACAGUUUCGACUAGAAGUUUUGAAAACCCUAAAUACACUUCCGAUCCCCAACAAAACAAUGUUAAUGGAUAGUAAAAUUUAUAAUGUGGUAGAAAAAUGGUCAAGACGAUUGUAUUUUUCUUUGAGUGGAGAUUCUCCUGAAGAUGAUCAAGGAAAAUCAAAAUCAAAUAGUGAUGAAUUGCCAGUUAAUUAUGAUAGCAAUGAAAAAAGAAACUCUUAUCCAUUGACUGAUACAGAAAAACAAGAAAAUAAUAUUGAAAUUACUGACAUAAAAUCUGAUAACACAGAUCAAAAUCUUAUUCCUGAAUUAGCUUUGAGUCUUUUAGCUGAGUGGUCAAAUUUAAAAGAAGUUUUUCGUAUACCAAAAAAGGAAAGAAUUGAACAAAUGAAAGAACAUGAGAGAGAAGCAGAUCGUGGAUACAGAGAAGAAUUAGAAAAAGAUGAAAAAAGAGGAACGUCGUAUGACAGGCAUAGAUCUGAUAGAUAUGGGAGAAACGAAGUAGAGAAACGUGGGGAUAGAAGACGAGGACGAGAAUCUCCAGAAUCUGAACAUACUCGAACAAAAGAUAAGAGAAUAGAAGAAAGAAGUAGCUUAGUUCCAAUUCCGCGAAUGACGAAAUACGAGCGCAGACAAUUAUUUGCUUUAAAAGUAGCUAAAGAGGAAGAAGAACGACAGCGUCGUCAACAGCAAGAAUCGUGGCAAGAUCAUGAAACUAGAUGUUUGGCAUUAGGUAUAGAUCCUCAUACCACGGCUAUGGUAGACCCACAAACAGGAUAUCCUGUUUUUUACAAUCCAUCAAUUGGACAAUGGCAACAAUAUCCUACACAAGAUGGAGAAAUAAAUCAGCAAUGUACUUCAGUGUAUGUAGCUGGACCACAGGCAGUAUCUAGCCAUACUCAAUCCGGAAUGGUACCGCAAAGUUCACAUGUCCUAACAUCAUCAAUUUCUUCUGAAAUAUCACCUGGCAUGUCGAGUAACAUACCUUCAGGUGUACCUCCAGUGGUGUACACGUUAAGUCAAACGCCUGUAUAUAAUCAAAGCACAACAGCUUAUUCUUUACUGUCUCAUUGUCAUCAACAAUACCCCGAAGGCCAAUUGCCACUCUCGAAUAAUUUAGUUUCCAGCGGAACAUCGGUUCCGCUCCAAACCGAAUCUCUUUACGAACAUAUUGAAAAACAGUCAGAUCAACAAUUUUCUGCUACAUUCAGACAAUCGCAGCCUGAAGCACCUCCUAUAGAUUUACCACCCAAAUGGAAGAGUGCAACUGAUAGUAGAGGCAGAACAUAUUAUUAUCAUGUAAAAGAACGAAUAUCGCAGUGGUUGCCUCCUCCACCAGAUCAUAUUGGAGUUCAACCAGAUUCGUCAUCGACUUCAGAAUCUAGUGAAGAAUCUAGUUCAUCCAACGAAGAAGAUGAAGAAAUUGACGAAGACAAUAACGAAGAAUCGAGAAACGAAGAGUUAAGCUUAAAUAACACUUUGAUAGAAAAAUCGUUAAAUGGUUCUAAGCAUAAUGUACCUAAAAAAAGUGCGGCUCAUAAUAUAAGCGGAUGUUCAGGUCUUUUUCCGGAAGGCAAGAAAAGAAGAGAGGGUUUAGUUCAAGAACGAAUUAUUAGCCCACGUCGAGAAGAAGACCGUAUGGAUCACAAAACGCACAAAGGAAUAAAGGAGAAAUUACGACGUCAAAAAGAAAGAGCCAAGUUUAAAGAACACGUUGAAAAAAUACGAAGACAUCGCCGUAGUAACAAAUCUAAAUCUCAUUCACGACACAGUUUAAAUAAAUUGCAACUAUCGUCGUCUGAUUUAUCCACAAUGUCAGAGAGAAAGAUUAAAGAUACUUUUAGGAUAAAUAUGGCGAAUGUCAUGGUACAUUUUUUGAAUCCGUAUAGGAAAAACGAUUGUAAACAAGGUAGAAUAACAAAUACGGAAGAUUUUAAACAUCUCGCUAGAAAGCUUACACAUUUUGUACUUGCAAAAGAAUUAAAACACUGUAAAAGUGUUGAUGAAUUACAAUGUAAUGAAAAUGUUAAACACAAAGCUAAAGAUUUUGUACGUAAGUAUAUGAGUAAAUUUGGCGCAGUUUAUCAGAAAAGCACUGAUGAAGAUUAAUUAUGUAACUUAUGACAUGAAAUUGUUAUUUAUUAUACGAAUCCUUCACUUUGAACAUUGUAAUAUAUCUACUAAAAAAAAUAUAUCUAAGUAAUGCCUGUAUGUAGAUAUAUAUAUCUGUAAUUAUCAUUAUUGUAAUAUAGAUGAAUUUGUACAUGCUUCAUAAACAUUCUGGUAAUUUAGUCAUUAAGAAAUUAGCAAAUUUCUAAUUUCGUACAUUCAAUGUAUAAACUUUAUAUUUUCAUUUGGUAGAUAAUAAUAUGUAUGUUAUAUCUUUAAAAAAAAAAUGCAUUUUAUGUCCUGCUAUAAUGUACAUCUUGCAUAAUUAUAUUAAGUAUUGAUUUUGCCUUUUAUUAUCAAUUUUAAAAGAUGACAUUAAAUAUUG
Molecule: messenger RNA, 7215 nt
Organism: Bombus pyrosoma
Lineage: Eukaryota; Metazoa; Arthropoda; Insecta; Hymenoptera; Apidae
Gene: Set2
Product: probable histone-lysine N-methyltransferase CG1716
Exons: 12
Coding region: 1431-6830 (1799 amino acids)
Biological process (GO): regulation of DNA-templated transcription
Cellular component (GO): chromosome; nucleus
Molecular function (GO): histone H3K36 methyltransferase activity; protein binding
Source: RefSeq, a predicted model, not a curated record